This is a messenger RNA of Prosopis cineraria, 1215 nucleotides long. RefSeq lists its product as uncharacterized. NCBI's taxonomy places the organism in Eukaryota, Viridiplantae, Streptophyta, Magnoliopsida, Fabales, Fabaceae. The record is from RefSeq and is a predicted model, not a curated record. Bases 276 to 773 code for a protein of 165 amino acids. The transcript is spliced from 4 exons.
UAAGGUGAAGAGGCUUAGGCUGGCCGGCUUGACGCUUCAAUCGAAAGGCUUUGAACAAAAAGAGCAACCCGAAUGUGAAUUAGCGCAUAUUUGCAUCAGCCACGACGACGGAGCUCCAUUGUCUGAGAGGCGAAGCAGAGAGAGAGAGAGAGAGAGAGAGAGAGAGAGAGAGUGAGAGAGGAAUCGAGGAAGCAGAAUAAAAGGGGGAAGGAGCGUUUUGUUAAAGGCUGGACUUAAACAGGAUUUGUUUUUGUUGGACCGACGACUUGGACAAGAUGAGCGAGCAGAAUACGCAGCAGAACCAGUUGGUGGUGCAGAAUUCAGGGAGCCUCAGCUUUAGCAGCCAGAUGUCCAAGGAAGAUGAGGAGAUGUCGAGGUCAGCUCUCUCAACUUUCAAAGCCAAAGAAGAAGAGAUUGAAAGGAAGAAGAUGGAGGUGAGAGAGAGGGUCCAGGCGCAAUUGGGUCGCGUUGAGGAAGAAACCAAGCGUCUAGCCUUGAUUCGUGAGGAGCUCGAAAGCCUGGCAGAUCCGAUGAGGAAGGAAGUAGCACUGGUCCGGAAGAAGAUUGAUUCGAUAAACAAAGACCUAAAGCCCCUAGGCCAUACCUGCCAGAAAAAGGAGAGGGAAUACAAAGAAGCUCUCGAAGCUUUCAAUGAAAAGAACAGGGAAAAAGUACAGCUAAUCACGAGGUUGAUGGAGCUGGUGAGUGAAAGCGAGAGAUUAAGGAUGAAGAGGCUGGAGGAGCUGGGUAAGAGCGUAGAAACCAUGCACUGAUCUGGCCAGCUGCUGACUCUGAUUAGGUUUGCGUGGGAUAUUGAAGAUGACUUGGUAUAUUUAUAUGAAUGCGUGUCUUGUGCUUGUGUAUUCUGUCGUGUUCAUGUUUGUUUCAGUGGCAUUUGUUGGGAUAUUAACCUAAUUUAGGAAGGGAAAUACCAUUUUAGACAGGCUUGUAACUAGAAUACUUGCAUUUGGUGUUUUUCUUUUCCUCCAGAGAACUUCAAACCAGUGGGUACUGGGUAGUGCUGUUUGGGCUUCAUGUAAUUUAAAUCAUGUUGCCAAGGGAAGAGGACCUUGGUGAUGAUUUGGUGGUAGGGCUCAGGCACACAGCUAGAGCAGUGUAACUAAAUUGCAGAAGCAUGUCUUGUGACCGUAUAUGGUUACUGCCGAAUGGAACGUUUAUAUAUUCUGUUAAGAAUUAAAGCCUCGGAAUUGUGUU